AUGCUUGAAAAGACCGUAUUCGGUCAAGCGGUCACCUCAGUCAGCGAGGCCCCUCCGACUGUGGAGUCUCAAGAGGCAAAUAAAACGGUCCAGCAUGGCGUGGAGAUGGCAGAAGCGGUGACUAUGUCAUGGUCCAAAAGAUCAUUGAUCCUGGUUUAUGUCUGUGAUUUCCAAGGCCACUCUCUAUUGACGGUGAUCGAGAUUGUUACGAGUGUUGUGAGUGCUGCGUGUACAAUGCCGAUCGCCAAGAUGUUAAACAUUUGGGAUCGCGUGGUUGCAUUGACCUCGAUGCUGUUUAUCGCGCUCGUUGGCCUCAUUCUGAUGGCAUGCUGCCAUAACAUUGUGACCUAUUGCGUGGCACAGGCAUUUGUGACAGUAGGCUUUACGGGCCUAAUCUUCUGCGUGGACGUGUUGACGGCGGACACAUCUAAAGUGCAGGACCGAGCUCUUGCAUUUGCCUUUACCUCAUCGCCGUAUAUAAUCAUGGCAUUCGCAGGUGCACCACUUUCAGAGUCCUUCAACAAUUCGAACUGGCGCUGGGCGUAUGGCACAAUUGCAAUCCUUUUACCGACUGUGACAAUGCCGCUGGUUAUUAUCUGGUCAGUCGCCCGGAAAAAAGCCCAGCAGGGCAAAUUUCCGGACCGUGCGACUGACCAAAGGUCCUGGACUCAGCGUAUCCAGCAUCUUAUUAUUGAAUUUGAUAUGGUUGGCAUUUUACUCCUCACUGCUGGCCUAUCCCUCUUUCUAUUGGCAUUCGUCCUGGCAGGUUCUCAGGAAGGCAAAUGGCACUCCACGAACAUAAUAUGCAUGAUUGUGAUAGGCGGCGUUACUAUUGGAGCAUUCGUGGCUUAUGAAAGAUUCUUUGCUACAAGGCCGUUCAUCCCUUACCACCUCCUUGUUUCACGAACAAUUAUUGGUACUUGCCUUUUGAACUUUACCUACAUCAUUGCUGCAAGUUGCUGGGGCACAUACUUCACAUCCUUCCUACAGGUUGUGUAUAAUACGACUCUCAUGCAAGCAGGUUAUAUAACAGCGAUUGCAAACCUGAUUUCUCCUCUCUGGUUGAUUGGAGUUGGGUGGCUUGUUCAUAUUACAGGGCGCUUCAAGUGGCUACUCCUAUGUGCAAUCCCGGUCUACAUGCUUGCAAUAGGUUUAAUGCUCUAUUUCCGGACACCCGGCCAUAGUAUCGGUUACAUGUGUAUGUGUGAGGUGUUCCUAGGAUUCGGUACUGGUACCAUCAUUGCCCUUGAACAGACAGCAGUCCUAGCAGCAUCCGAACAUGACAAUUAUGCAUCAACACUAGCACUGCUUGGUCUAAGCGGAAGUAUUGGUGGUGCUAUUGGCAAUAGUAUCUCUGGCGCCAUAUGGACAAACACACUACCCAACAAGCUCCAGGAAUUUUUGCCAGCCGAGACAAAGCCACGGUGGAAUGAGAUCUAUGAGUCACUACCAGUGCAGCUGAGCUUCGAGAUCGGAUCGACAACUCGUAUUGCUAUUGAGCACGCAUAUGCCAUUGCCCAACGGGACAUGCUCAUAGCAGGUAUUUCAAUCAUGGCAGUGACAGUCGUGUGGGUGCUACUGAUCAAAGAUGUCCGGAUGAAGGAGAGAAAUGAUACAAAGGGGUUGCUUUUUUAA
This is a messenger RNA of Penicillium soppii, 1635 nucleotides long. Its product is annotated as major facilitator superfamily domain-containing protein. Bases 1 to 1635 code for a protein of 544 amino acids. Gene Ontology annotation, biological process: transmembrane transport. Lineage: Eukaryota; Fungi; Ascomycota; Eurotiomycetes; Eurotiales; Aspergillaceae. The transcript is spliced from 3 exons. Gene Ontology annotation, molecular function: transmembrane transporter activity. The record is from RefSeq and is a predicted model, not a curated record.